AACAGAGGGGAGAGACAGAGAGAGGAGGAGGAGGAGAGAGAGAUGCACCUUCUUUUUUUUUUUUUGAUCUAGAGAGAUGUACCUGAAGAAGCCGUUUUGGAGCGAGGGAUUGAACUCGGAAUCGCAGACUCAGUCACCGUCGGCGGUCGGAGAACUGGUGAACUCGCUCGACGACCAGAGACUAUACAGAGAGGUAACACUCGCACUCCGAACUGGGCUCAGGGACGCACGUGCCGAGUUCUCGUUCCUCCGAGACCGUGGCCUUCGCAGCAUUCUCAAAUUUCUCCGAUCCGUCGCCGGCUCCGAUUCAACCAUCAACCUCUUUUGCCACAGUCAAUCCAUUCCCGAGCUCCAAGUUGUACCAGUUCUGUUUCAACAUUCAUUAAAAGAGCCAGAGGAUCAGAGAGUUGCGAAUUUGGAUCAUAUAUUCAGUGUCGAACCUAUGAAAAUAACUAGCCCUUCAACCGAUGAUGAAAUUGCACUAGCUCUUCGAGUUUUGGAAGGAUGUUGUCUUCUCCACACAGAAAGCACUGUUUUGGCCCAUAAUUACAAGGCAAUACAGGUUUUGAUGAAUAUAUUAUCAACUCGCGGGGUACUUGAGCAAGGUGCCUGUUUAGAUGCCUUAAUCUCAUUAAUGUUGGAUUCCUCAGCCAAUCAGCUGGAUUUUGAGGCAUGCAAUGGUGUUGAGGAAGUUGCAGUUCUCAUAAGAGACAAACAAGUGGAUGAAAAUCUAAGACUCAAGUGUGGAGAAUUUUUGCUGCUACUCAUUGGGCAUGUGAAUGGAAGAGAAAGGUCUACCGUAGCAACAAUACACGAUGACAUAAGGCGGCUUCUGGGCGAGAAAUCUGCCUCUUUGAUAUGGGCAGCCAGUCAGUUUGGCUCAACCCUUGAUCCGGAGCAGAGACUAACAGCUCUGCACAUCCAAGCACGCAGGGUUCUUGAGUCACUGGACUUUUAUUGAGUACAAAAUAAUAGUGUUCCACCAAGCGUUGUUGUCACUCAUAUGUGCAUUUCCAAAGAAUUUAAACAGAAGUGCCUCAUGUAGUUUUCACCUGCUCUUUUCUAGUAACUCAAACCUAUCGGGUGGAAGUACUUGAGAAAUCUAAACUGGAGGAUUGUAUUAUUAUGUGAAUUGUACAAAUAUAAUAGAGACUUGGAAAUGUUAUGAUAGUCCUGUUUGCUUGCGUGAUA
Molecule: messenger RNA, 1191 nt
Organism: Cornus florida
Lineage: Eukaryota; Viridiplantae; Streptophyta; Magnoliopsida; Cornales; Cornaceae
Exons: 5
Coding region: 77-961 (294 amino acids)
Source: RefSeq, a predicted model, not a curated record